AACCCUAACCCAUGCUUUAUUGGCUGAGGGACAGGGUCACAGUUAAAACAGGUCCACGCCACAUCGUACGUGAGACAACGGAUGGGACGUUUGAGAUGAAGAUCAAGUCGGCAGUGAGAUCAGACUCUGGAAUUUACACCUGCAGGAUCAUUAAUGAAUACGGGACGAAGCAGUGUGAAGGGAGACUGGAGGUGAAAGCCACUCCAAUUGAGCCUGGUCUGGCUGUCAUUCGCCCAGUGAGGGACAUCACGGCGAAGGCCGGGGAGACGGUUCUGUUCGAGUGUCAUGUGAUUGGGCCUAAGGAUACUGAUGUGGACUGGCUUGCAGAUGGGAAGUUGAUCCAGCCAGCGCUACUUAACUGUAAGAUGCACUUUGAUGGAAGGAAGUGCAAACUGCUGCUCAAUUCAGUUCAUGAGGACGACAGCGGGACUUACACGUGCAAGCUCAGUACUGCUAAAGAGGAAGUGACAUCAUGUGGUAAACUCAAAGUCAUUCCAUCCCUCGAGCCUCUCUUCACUCGUAACUUGGACAUUCUGGAAGUGAUUGAGGGUCGGAAUGCUCGGUUUGACUGCAAAGUCAGUGGAACGCCUCCUCCUAAGGUCAUCUGGAGUCACUUUGACCAACUGCUCGUUGAAAGCGAAGACAUCCAUGUUCUGCAAGAGGGUGGUCGCCAUUCUCUGAUUAUUUCCCAUGUGACCAGCGAUGAUGAGGGUUUCUACACGGUCAGAGCCCGUAACAGCCACGGUGAGGCGGAGAGCUCCGCAGAACUCUACAUACAAGAACCCCGGCCAGCCAUCUCCUCUCAGAUGGCUAAACUGGAGAAGAUGCCGUCCAUCCCAGAGGAACCAGAGGUGCCAGAGAAUGAGGUGGAGAGAUUUACGAUGCCUGACUUCAUUAAGCCCCUUUACGACCUGGAUGUGAUUGAGGGAAAGGAGGCUGUGCUUAAAUGUAAAGUGGCUGGUUUGCCCUACCCAACCAUCGUCUGGUUCCAUAACGGCAAAAGGAUUGAAAGUACAGAGGACAGAAAGAUGACACAGUUUCAUGACGUCCACAGCCUGGUUAUUCGCUCCGUGUGCCACGCUCAUGCUGGCGUCUACAAGAGUGUAAUCUCUAAUAAAGUAGGAAAAGCCACCUGCUACGCACAUCUCUACGUAACAGACAUCCUCCCUGACCCCCCUGAUGGCACUCCAGUGAUUGAGUCCAUCACUGGUAAAACCAUCACUUUGAGCUGGAAGAAACCAAAACGGCUGGACCCUUCCAUUGACCCCAGUUCCCUGAUGUAUGCCAUCCAACAACAAGCCCUUGGCUCCAUCCAGUGGAUUAUUAUAGCCUCUGGUUUGAAAGAGACCACCUUCACCAUUACAACCCUCUCCAAGGGGGUUCGCUAUGCUUUCAGGGUACUGACCAUCACUUCCAAGGCCUUCAGCAAGCCCUCACCUGCCACAGAUCCUGUGCAGCUUGUGGACCGAGGGCCCUACCUUCAGGAGGCUCCAAUGAUUAUGGAUAAACCAGACAUUGUGUAUGUGAUUGAAAACCAGUCCGUCACUAUCUCUAUUACCCUCAAUCAUGUCAACUCUGCAGUCACUUGGAAGAGGAAAGGCGUGACCUUGGCCAACAAACCGAGCCUGUUUCAAAUGACCAUGCCAGAUGACAACCAGCACACGCUGAAGCUGCUGAAAGUGAAGAGUUCCGACGUUGGUGAAAUGACCUUUUUGGCCACCAAUGAAUAUGGAAGUGACAGCUGCACCUUCACUGUGGAGCUCGCAGUUCCACCAACAUUUGAGACCAUCAUGGAGGACCUGGAUGUUUGUGCAGGGGAGACGCCUCGCUUUGCUGUUGUUGUUGAGGGCAAACCCAUUCCUGACAUUCUCUGGUUCAAGGCUGAUGUGCUGCUGUCUGAGAGCAGUCACUACACGUUUGUGUAUGACGAUAAUGAAUGUUCCCUGGUGGUUCUGAACGUUCGUCCAGACGACUCCGGGGUCUACACCUGCACUGCUCGGAACUUAGCAGGAUCUGUGUCCUGCAAAGCUGAACUCACUGUUCAUAAAGCCAAGAGUAAAGAGGAGCCAGUGGAUGAUGAGCAGGCUUUUCUCAGGAAAAUGCGCAGACUGACCAACUAUUAUGACAUCCACAAGGAAAUCGGAAGAGGUGCAUUUUCCUACGUGAAACGUCUGACACACAAGACGAGCAAAAUGGAAUACGCUGCCAAAUUCAUCUCCACUCGGGCCAAGAAGAAAGAAUCUGCUCUGAGAGAGAUGAAGAUGAUUUCCAAGCUGGACCACGAAAGAGUCAUCUACUUUCACGACGCCUUUGAGAAGAAGAACACCGUCGUCAUCAUCACAGAAAUAUGCCAAGAGGAGUUGCUGGACAGAUUUACAAGAAAAUCCACAAUAAUGGAGUCUGAUGUACGGUCAUGCAUGAGACAGCUGCUGGAGGGUGUGGACUAUCUUCAUCAUCUAAACAUCAUACACUUGGACAUAAAGCCCGAUAACAUCCUCAUGUCAGACCUCCAAAGUGAUCAGAUUCGACUAUGUGACUUUGGGAAUGCGGUGGAUCUCACCCCCGACGAGGCUCAGUACUGCAAAUAUGGCACACCAGAGUUUGUCGCUCCAGAAAUUGUCAAUCAGACUCCGGUUUCAAAAGCUACAGACAUAUGGUCUAUAGGAGUUAUAGCAUACUUGUGUCUGACAGGGAUUUCUCCAUUUGCCGGGGAAAAUGACCGGAGCUCGGUGCUGAACAUCAGGAACUAUAAUGUGGCUUUCGAGGAGAACAUGUUUGCCGACCUUUGUCGAGAGGCGACAGGCUUCAUCAUAAAGCUGCUGGUGGCAGACAAGCUGAGACCUGAUACUCAGGAAUGCCUCAGACAUCCUUGGUUCAAGGUACUUAGCAAAGGGACAGCUAUAAGUACUGAAGCCUUAAAAAAGUUUGUAUCUCGCAGAAAAUGGCAGCGUUCCAUAAUCAACUAUAAAUCAAAAAUGUUUAUGAGAUCCAUACCAGAGUUGCUAAGGGAUUCCUCCAGCCAUACCUCCAUUGCGGUUCCAAGGCACAUGAAAGAUGGCUCACCUUUGCCAUCAUCGUCUUCAGAUUCUGAUGAAGACAUUGAUGAACUACCUUUUAUUCCUAUGCCACUUAACAUGGAUUUCUCUGGGUCAAGGGUGUCAUUGACUGACAUUCAGACCAGUGAGCAGCAAACAGGGAAGCAGAAUGAAAAAAAUAAAUGGUCUGGAGCACCCACACAAGUCCAGGAGCCUAUGGAGUGUGAUCCUAAAGAACUGGAAAAAGAAGUUGAAAUAUCACGUAAAGGCCGACUUCAGAGAAAGUCAUCAGAAGACAAUGACAAGGGUUUUUCUGAAGAAUCAGCUGCUGAAUUGCCCCAAAAAUCAGAGCUGUCAAGAAAACCACUUAAAAGAGGAUCAAGCAUGGAGUCUGACAGAACAGAAGGAGCACGGCGACGAGGAGAACUAAGACGUGGUGGUUCAGCUGACAGUGCCUUGUUGCUUCGAAUUACACCUGAGGAAGGAGCUGGAGAAGAAAACAACGAAGAUGGUCGUAGAGUUCUGAAAAAAGCUGUAUCAAUGGAACUACCAAAAAGGAGCACUAGUCCAGGAACAGCAAAAAUGAGCCAAGAAGACUAUGCUCUAAAACUGGAGCUGAUGAGACAGAGACUGCUGCGUGGUGGCAAUGUAGACAACAAGAUGAGUGGACUGAGAGGACCUCUUUUAGAAACUUUGGGAAUGGGAGAUGAAAAACGAACAAUAUCAUCUGAUCGCUACUCUCGUACUAUUCGCGUGGGCCCACCUCCGCUCACUAGGGCUGCAUCCAGUGAUUUUCCAAGAGAUGAAGUACCUAAACCCAAAGUUUUACGUAAAAGUACCUCUUUCAGUCAGGGGGAUUCAGAACCAAUUGCUUUACACCGACGGUUAGGGGCUCCUCUGGAGAUUCCUGUAGCAAAAUUAGAAGAACGAAGGCUCAAGGAGGCUAUAUCUAUGUCAGCUCUGACAGAGCAAACCAAGAUAGAUUCCCGUCCAGAGACACCAAGGGAACCUUCUCCAAAACCUCCAAUUCCAGAGUCUGUUGUUCAAGAAAGUCCAGCCAAAACAGAAAGUCAAGACUCACUAAUGGAGAAGGAGAUAAAACAUGAUGAGACUAUGACUGAAAAGAUGGAAGGGCUGGCUGCAGAUAGCAAUUUUGAUGAAAGAUCGAGUACAAGUGGAUUUUCAGAGAGGGACAUGAGUAUUUCAGAAGAACCUUUAACUGAAUCAGAUAAUGUGGGCCAGAGAAUUCCUACCCCCACUCAUAUAGCACAAAGCUCUAAAGAAGAGAAAAUGGAAGAGGAGCAAGAAAGAGAAAAAAUGCAGGAAGAGAAAAAAUUCAUAAAAGAAGAAGAAAGAGUUGAUCAUGUUGUUGAAUCAAACACAAAAGAAAGUGCAGAGGAUGUAAAUCAUGAAGUGUAUGCAGAAGAAACAGCAAGUAUCCCACUAAAGUCUUCUGAAAUUACCAUAACCACAAGCUCAGUUAUGGUGAGAUCAUCACAAGAACAGAUCCACCCCUCCAGUAACGUGACUUCAGCAUAUAUAACACCCUCCAUGACUCCACAAGUUGUUCUUCCAGAUGGGAGAAAGUCUGCAUAUGCCAGUAUAAUGCAGACCAUCAUGGUUCCCUCACUCCAACCUCUCAAUGAGCCACCUCUUGUACCCUCCUCACCUAUCAUUGUCCCAAAUACUGCUGAAGCUUCUUCCCAAUUGAAAAUGCCACCUGAUUUAGCUAGUUCACUAAAACCCAUCAUUGUAUCAACCACUGAACACCCUGCAGUUUAUUCAAGAGUAGCAUCACCAGAAAUGAUCACCAAAGAACCCAGUCCACCAAAGACUUUUACACAGUCCUCAUCUCAGCAAGAAGUUUCAGUAGGUCCAGACAUAGAAGACAUGACAUCUGAAGAAGUAUUUCAGACCCGAUUCAAAAAGCGGGAAUCUUCACUCUCAAGAAGUCUGAAAUUUCUGUCACGAUCAAAGGAUGACAGGCCACAGGCUACAUCAUUAGGCUCUACAGAGAAACUAGAGGAAAUCUACAGGCCUGGGCCCAUUGGUGCACCUUUGGAAGUUGCAUCAAGGAGACUUGAGGAAAAGUCCAAGUCAGUCCAAGACCUUCGUGAAGCUGAAAAAGAUCAAGGCUUUAUGAGAAGGCUUUCCAUGCGUUUGAAGAGAACUCCAUCAACAGAGCGCAAAGAGGAAAUAUCAAAAGAGGACAAUUCAGCUGGUUCGAGACGGAGGCUAUCUUGGACUCUGGGCAGAAAAGGCUCUCAGGAAAAGAAAGACACAGAGCUAAUGCGAAUGGAUGGAGAAGGUGAUAGAUUGGCAGAACAUGAAGAAAAGGAACUGAAAAAACCUAAUGAAUCCCCAGUGUUGGCAAUGCGCAGGAAGAUUGAAUCAACAGUGGCUGGGAUAUCCACAAGAAUCCGCAGUUACUCUGAGGAAAGAAAAACGUCAGAGGAGAAGGAAUCAAAAAGAACACCCAUUCUGUCAAUGCUUCGUCGGUCAGCAUCAGAGAUCAGAGCUCCAAGAGUUACCAAUGUUCCUCAGAACCAGCUUGCAUCUCAGGCCAGUAAUGGGGCCUCAUCGGAGUCACUAGACUCUAUGUCGAGCCUAAAAUCAGAAACAUUGAAAGGAGUCGAGGUUGAGCGUAGAUCUCGCUGGGAUCGAUGGGGCCUAACAAGAGGGAAACGAGAUAAAACAGUAUCACAACCUGAUAUACCAACAGCAAUUUCCAGAGACAGCAGUUCUUCACGUUCACAACAGUACUGCAAACUGGUUUCUGACUUUCCUCCGGUAUUCCACAUCAAGUUAAGGGAUCAUGUUCUUCUGGAAGGCGAUCCAGUGACACUCAGCUGUCUGCCUGCAGGAAGCCCCCACCCAUAUGUCACCUGGUUGAAAGACAAGAAAUCCCUGGAGAUUGAUUCCAGAAUGAAUAUGAUUUCCUGCCCUGACGGCCGGCAGCUGCUGAUGAUCAUGCACACAACAAAAAAAGAUGCAGGGGUCUAUGAAUGUGUUGCUACAAACCCCCUGGCCUCUGUGUCCAGCUCUUGCACAAUAUCACUUGCUCGACUGCCCAAUCGUCCUGGUACCCCAGAAAUUCCUCAAAAGUAUAACAACACAGCUUUGGUGGUGUGGAGACCUUCAGAUACUAUGGCCCCAUGCACAUACUCUCUGGAGAGAAAAACAGAAGGUGAAAACAACUGGCUAAUUGUUGCCACUGGAGUGGCAGACUGUUACCACAAUGUGACUGACCUGCAAGCAGGGGGCGCCUUCAGGUUCAGGGUGGCAUGUGUCAACAAAGCGGGUCAGGGCCCUUACAGUAACAUGUCAGAUGUAGUGAGAUUGGAUUCCACAGAACCCAUUAAAUCCAGUGCUGGGGUGGUGGUCAAGACUGUUUCUGCUACUGGUCAUCCUCCCCCUGUUGUAUUGAUGUCAUCGAUGAAAGUGCCUCCCAUUAAACCAGCUGCUAGCAAAACAACAACAAAUGCCCAGCUUGCCCCUCCAUCAAAUUCAGCUCCUCCAUCCUCUGUGGUUAAGUCUGCUUCCCCAGUAACCAUUAAACCAAUCAGUACCAGCCAUCCUGUGGUAAUGGUGCCUGUAAGCCCAAUUUCUGCUGAACAAGCUCCUUUUCAGACUGUCACUCCUGCUCCAGUCACAACUUCAAAAGCUAAGACCACAAUUAACAUCAGUGUGAGCAAACCUCAAGCAAACCUGGCACCUCCACCUGUUGUUCCACCCAAACCUCAUAGUCCAGUACUCACAUUCCCAUCCAAGGAACCCCUUUCUCCUGUGCCAACAUCUGCUCCUACCAUCGGGAAACCUAUUUCAUCCGUGCCCAUGUAUGUUCCAACUGGGCCAGUUCGUGCAACCACACCUUCCCAACCUGCUUCAGCUCCAACAACCUCAACUUCCCCAGUCACACCUGUGACUAUUUCCCCUCCUGUUGUUGUGGUGCAAAGCUUGACACCAGUUUUACAAGGAGGGGACAGCCGAAGUACCCCAUCAGGACGAAUCACCCCGUCCGGGCGUGUUACACCUUCAGGACGCAGGACACCACUGGGCAAGCCUGGGGAGGGAUCUCUGCGGCAAGGAGUUCCACAGAAACCUUAUACUUUUAUGGAUGAAAAAGCAAGAGGUCGGUUUGGUGUGAUCCGCGAGUGCCGUGAGAACGCCACAGGCAACCUCUUUAUGGCCAAGAUUGUACCAUAUGAGGCAGACAACAAGCAAACAGUGCUUCAGGAGUAUGACAUCCUCAAGUCCCUUCAUCAUGACAGGAUCAUGGCUCUACAUGAGGCCUACGUCACACCACGCUACCUGGUGCUCAUUUCUGAGUACUGCAGUGGGAAGGAGCUGCUCCACAGCCUCAUUGAUAGGUUUCGUUACUCAGAGGACGAUGUGGUGAGUUACAUUGUUCAGAUUCUUCAGGGUCUGGACUACCUCCAUGCUCGCCGCAUCCUGCACCUAGAUAUCAAGCCAGAGAAUAUCAUUGUAACCCACAUGAACCUCAUCAAGAUAAUUGACUUUGGAAGUGCUCAGACAUACAACCCUCUCUUCCUCAAGCAAUUCAACCCUCCUAUUGGAACACUGGAGUACAUGUCCCCAGAGAUGUUGAAAGGGGAUGUUGUAGGCCCUCCAGCUGACAUCUGGAGUGUGGGCGUGCUGGCUUUCAUCAUGCUGAGCGGCAGGUCGCCUUUCAUGGAAAAUGAUCCUCAGGAGUCUGAAGCCAGGAUCUUGGCAACAAAGUUUGACCUCUCUAAACUCUACCAGAAUGUGUCCCAAAGUGCCUCGCUGUUCCUGAAAAAGAUCCUCUGUAGCUACCCUUGGGCUCGCCCAUCCGUCAAGGACUGCUUCAGCAACUCCUGGUUACAGGAUGCAUACCUGAUGCGCCUUCGUCGGCAGACUCUCACCUUUACAACAACCCGUCUCAAGGAAUUCUUGUCUGAACAGCAGCACAGGCGAGAGGCGGUGGCCACAAAGCACAAAGUCCUCCUUCGGUCCUACCAGAGCUCGCCACAGACUCCCACCAGUCCCACCAUGCCAACUGUGCCAAUGUCACCCUCCACACCUGUCACCCAGUGAAAACAGGCUUCCAGCCAUCAGUUGGUAGGACUUCUUGGGUGAAGCAGGGACAAUCUCUAGAGCAAGACAAGACUUUGGACCAGAAGUUGGUCAGUUGUUCAUCAAAAGAACUCUAUUCACAAAAAACCAGCAGUAAUUGUGAUCAACACGAGUAUCAGACCUGUCCUCUGGUUCCAAACAGAACCCAAGGAACUGUUUUCAGACAAAAAGGAACUUUGACAAAGCGGACUGUAUUUUAUAUAGUAUGAACUUUCUUCAUACGUGGUAGAAUGCUGUCUUCAAGUUAGUACCUCAAGGUUUGCAACUCUGCCUCUGUUUUGGACUUGUUACUUGUUUAUCACUUUUAUUUUAACAAGAGAAGCAACACCAAAAUGUAAACUGUUCUAACAAGCCUAAAGUGGCUUUCUAAGAGCGUUAAUGUAAAAAAAAAAAUCUAUAUGUUAAAUAAAAGUUCAAAUUUUGGAUAGGUGAAUUGAACUGAAACCACAACCAAGUUCACCACCUAAUUCAAAGUAAGUUGGAACAAAUUUAAUGUUUGUGUUUGGAAAACCUCAGCCAACCUGCUCUCUAUCAGUCAGUUAUGACAACUAACUGUUUCUCAGAUUAACACACCUAAAGUGGUUGAUAUUGUUCAAGUAAUUGUCCUCAGUGCUACAUGUGGUCUUUUAUACCUGUAGCAGCUCAGCGAUGGUCAAGACUGUAGCAGUUCAAGAAAGAAUUUCUAUUUUCCUCUUGAUUUAUUUUAAAUAUAUAUAAACUAAGUUUACAAGAUACAUAAGUGGCUUUUUUAUAAGGGCUUUUAGAAAAGAAUGAUUCAGGCAUCCCUUUACUCUAAUAAGAUUGUCUAAUUCUUAAUAGCAAUUUUUGUUUUGCUUUUAGAUUUGAGAUCAGAUCCUUUUUAGAGCUUCCAUAAAAUACUCUUGUAACGGUAAGGAUGUCAGUACAAAUAUUCCCGUGCAGAGCUCACAGACACUGAAUACGCUGCUACAACAAAAGCUAGCAGCUAAGCUAAGCUCUUCCUCCCAAACCAGUGGGAGAUAUUUAAGCUACACAGACAUCAAGAGCUUUACAAGUAUUCAGAAUCAAUAUCAGACAUGCAGACAGAAGAUUCCUAUUAAAUUCAAAUCCAAUUUGUUAUCCAGGCAAUUAGUGAAUUACUUUACAAACCCACUGGUAAAGCUUGGGGUGCCACUAAGUGCCCUUAAUGAGCAGCAGUCAGCAUUU
Messenger RNA from Nematolebias whitei (Rio pearlfish), 9335 nucleotides. RefSeq names its product striated muscle enriched protein kinase b (gene spegb). Bases 12 to 8111 code for a protein of 2699 amino acids. Lineage: Eukaryota; Metazoa; Chordata; Actinopteri; Cyprinodontiformes; Rivulidae. Gene Ontology annotation, molecular function: protein binding; protein kinase activity; ATP binding. The transcript is spliced from 36 exons. Gene Ontology annotation, biological process: protein phosphorylation. The record is from RefSeq and is a predicted model, not a curated record.